GACGGCGGCUGCGGUCGAGAUGGUGGCAUGGGCGGCCGGGGCCACGCCGCCCCCCCUGAUAGACGCGUGGCUGGUGCCCCUCGUGUUCGCCCUCAUCAUGGCCCUGGGGCUCACGGGGAACCUCUUGGUGGUGGUCGUCGUCGGCAGGAACAGGCAGAUGCGGACCGUCACCAACUUCUACAUCGCGAACCUGGCAUGCACGGACGUCAUCUUCCUGGUGAGCUGCGUGCCCUUCACGGCCACGCUCUACCCACUGCCCAGCUGGGUGUUCGGGGACUUCAUGUGCAAGUUCGUCAACUACCUUCAGCAGGUGACGGUGCAGGCCACGUGCGCUACGCUCACGGCCAUGAGCAUCGACCGCUGCUACCUUGCGCUGCGACCCCUCAAGUCGCUCUACCGCCGCACCACGCGUCUCGCUCUCUCCGUCAGCGCGGCCAUCUGGACGGGGUCGUUCGUGGUCUCGCUUCCCGUGGCCCUGCACCACCGGGUGGAGGAGGGCUUCUGGUACGGCCCCCGGACCUACUGCGUGGAGAGCUUCCUGUCGGAGGGCCGCCGCGUGGCGUUCCUCCUCUACACCUUCGCGCUCACCUACCUGUUGCCCCUGCUCACCAUCUGCCUCAGCUACGGAUUCAUGCUCAACCGCAUCGGCCGCCCCGUCGUGCAGCCCGUCGACAACAACUACCAGGGGCAGCUGGUGUCGGAGCGCUCGCGGGCGGUGCACGCCGCCGUGUCCCGCAUGGUCGUCGUCAUCGUGGCACUGUUCGCCAUCUGCUGGGGCCCCAUCCAGAUCCUCAUCCUCUACCAGGCCUUGGCACCGACGUUCUCGCACAGCUACGGCACCUACAAGCUGAAGAUCUGGGCGCACUGCAUGUCGUACGCCAACUCGGCGCUCAACCCCAUCGUCUACGCCUUCAUGGGCGGCUCCUUCCGCAAGCUCUUCCGCACGGCCUUCCCGUUUUUGUUUAAGGAGGUAAAUCUUCGAAACACAAAUUAA
Lethenteron reissneri (Far Eastern brook lamprey) is the source of this 994-nucleotide messenger RNA. RefSeq names its product G-protein coupled receptor 54-like. The record is from RefSeq and is a predicted model, not a curated record. Gene Ontology annotation, cellular component: plasma membrane. Gene Ontology annotation, biological process: G protein-coupled receptor signaling pathway. Gene Ontology annotation, molecular function: G protein-coupled receptor activity. NCBI's taxonomy places the organism in Eukaryota, Metazoa, Chordata, Hyperoartia, Petromyzontiformes, Petromyzontidae.